Messenger RNA from Ostrinia furnacalis (Asian corn borer), 1995 nucleotides. Its product is annotated as ubiquitin carboxyl-terminal hydrolase 7. The transcript is spliced from 11 exons. Gene Ontology annotation, molecular function: protein binding; cysteine-type deubiquitinase activity. Gene Ontology annotation, cellular component: nucleus; cytosol. NCBI's taxonomy places the organism in Eukaryota, Metazoa, Arthropoda, Insecta, Lepidoptera, Crambidae. Gene Ontology annotation, biological process: protein deubiquitination; regulation of protein stability. The record is from RefSeq and is a predicted model, not a curated record. Bases 108 to 1829 code for a protein of 573 amino acids.
UCAAAAGGUGACGCAUGUCAUCGGCACAAAAAUACAAAAUUAGUUUUUAUAUUUUGAUAACCACCACUAUGUAUUUUAUUUUGAAAUAAGUUUUAUGCUGCUGAAACAUGAUAGAAGCAAGCAGCACGGAUAAUGCUACAGUCACUACAGCGCCCACUCCAACUCCGGAUAAACCAUUGCAGGAUGGUCCAAAAGAAGAAGACGACGUCGCCCGAGCCGAAGCCACAUUCCGCUACACUGUUCAGAACAUAAGCCAGUUGAAGGAGCAAGUGCUCUCUCCCCCAUGCUACGUUCGGUGUCUUCCAUGGAAGAUCCUGAUCCUCAUCCGGCACACGACGACCCCUGACAGGCAGCAGCAGAAGGCUUUAGGAGUAUUCUUGCAGUGCAACGGGGAUUACGACACCCCAGGGUGGUCUUGCUAUGGCUUGGGAGAGCUGAAACUGAUGUCCCAUAAGCCUGAUGGCGCGCAUCUGUGUAGGAAACUUCAUCACAUGUACCACUGCAAAGAAGAUGAUUGGGGGUUCGCUCACUUCAUAUCCUGGGAUGAUCUGAUGGACCCUAACAAUGGUUUUGUAAAAGACGACUCCAUAACGGUGGAGGCCCAUGUUGUAGCUGAGGCACCCCACGGCAUUUCAUGGGACUCGAAAAAACACACAGGAUAUGUCGGGCUCAAAAAUCAAGGUGCGACCUGCUACAUGAACUCGCUUCUCCAGACUCUGUUCUUCACCAAUGUGCUCCGCAAAGCAGUUUACAAGAUACCCACAGUGGGCGACGACAGCUCAAGAUCGGUCGCGUUCGCGUUGCAACGAGUCUUCUACGACCUCCAGUUUGCUGACAAGCCUGUGGCCACGAAGAAACUGACGAAGAGCUUCGGCUGGGAGACGCUAGACUCGUUUAUGCAACAUGACGUGCAGGAGUUUCUUAGAGUACUCCUGGACAAGUUAGAGAACAAAAUGAAAGGCACUGUGGUGGAAGGAACCGUUCCCAAGCUGUUCGAAGGCAAGAUGACGUCAUUCAUCAAGUGCAAGAACGUGAACUGCACCAGCACUCGACUGGAAACCUUCUACGAUAUCCAGCUUAGCGUCAAGGGAAAGAACAACAUAUACGAGUCGUUCAAAGACUACAUAAGCACAGAGCUGUUGGACGGCGAGAACAAGUAUGACGCCGGCGAGCAUGGCCUUCAGGAGGCAGAGAAGGGCGUAAGAUUCGACGAGUUUCCACCAGUACUGCAUCUGCACCUCAUGAGAUUUCAGUACGAUCCGCAGAGCGACGCCUCUAUCAAGUUCAAUGAUAGGUUCGAGUUCUACGAAGAAAUAAACCUAGAUCCGUACCUGCAAGAGAUCCCAUCUACUCCUGCGCACUACACGCUACACGCGGUGUUGGUACACUCGGGAGACAACCACGGCGGCCACUAUGUAGUGUUCAUCAACCCCAAAGGAGAUGGCAAGUGGUGCAAGUUCGACGACGACGUGGUGUCCCGCUGCAGCAAGCAGGAGGCCAUCGAGUACAACUACGGAGGGAAGGAGGACGCGCCGCACCUCGCGAGGCGCGCCACUAGCGCGUACAUGCUAAUUUACAUACAGACGUCGCAGCUCAAGUACGUCCUGCAGGACGUCAGCGAGAGCGACAUCCCCAGCGACCUGUGCGAGCGCAUCAACGAAGAGGUGCGAUACGAGAUGGUAAGGACAUGCGGCAGAAAAAUAAGGUGCAGGAAAUAUAAGUCUGACACGUCAGUCAGUUCAGCGAAGUACUACGCACGGAUAUUCAGCGCACUAAAACAGUUCUUCACUUUGCAGGCCCUAGCCGGCUCUAAGUAUAAAGGAAGAUAACUAAGUCUAACAACACUCGAAGCACGCAGUUUUUAUACAGUUAUACAAUUAUUUUGAAAUAAAACUUUUGCCGAUGGCGCUAAUUUAAUAAAUUCGUCAGGUAGGUUAAUAAGCCAUAUCAAUGCAUUAUUUUUUCUUUGUGUAUAUUUUGUUGUAAUUAUUUAUG